Messenger RNA from Megalopta genalis, 1055 nucleotides. It is a transcript of the gene Prosalpha7, whose product is annotated as proteasome alpha7 subunit. Lineage: Eukaryota; Metazoa; Arthropoda; Insecta; Hymenoptera; Halictidae. Gene Ontology annotation, cellular component: proteasome core complex, alpha-subunit complex; proteasome core complex. The record is from RefSeq and is a predicted model, not a curated record. Gene Ontology annotation, biological process: ubiquitin-dependent protein catabolic process.
CAGUUUUGAGAUGGAACCUAACCUAACCCGUGAAUGAAUAAGCGGCGCUGACGAUAGAGUUUUGAUUUUCGCCUAUUCACGCCGUCUACACGUAUAAACAAUUUUUCUUGCUACAAAAUACUACAUUAUUUGUAGUUACAGUCGAAAGAAGGAUGAGUUCUGUAGGAACAGGGUAUGAUUUGUCCGCCUCUCAAUUUUCACCUGACGGACGUGUAUUUCAAGUAGAAUAUGCACAGAAGGCUGUUGAGAAUGGAGGAACCGUGAUAGGUUUACGUGGGAAGGAUGGAGUAGUGUUUGCUGUUGAGAAGAUCAUUACUUCCAAACUAUUUGAGCCUGGAGCGAACAAAAGAAUAUUCAACAUCGAUCAGCAUAUAGGUAUGGCAGCCUCUGGUUUGAUAUCAGAUGCUGGCCAGAUCGCAGAAACUGCCAGAUCUGAAGCAGCACAAUAUAAAACUUUAUUUGGGGUUGGCAUUCCCUUGAAACGUUUGAAUGAAAAUGUAUCCAUGUACAUACAUGCAUAUACUCUGUACUCGGCAGUAAGGCCUUACGGCUGCUCUGUUAUUCUUGGUGCCUAUGAAAAUGAUGUACCGGCAAUGUACAUGAUUGAUCCAUCUGGUGUAUCUUAUGGAUAUUAUGGUUGCGCCAUCGGGAAAGCAAAACAGUCAGCGAAAACUGAGAUCGAGAAGUUGAAGCUCUCUGAAAUGAGUUGCCACGAAUUAGUGAAGGAAGCAGCGCGAAUUAUCUACCUGGUGCAUGACGAACUGAAAGAUAAGCAAUUCGAGCUCGAAAUGAGCUGGGUGGGUAAACACACGAACGGAAGGCACGAGCGUGUACCGCAAGAUAUAAAAGCGGAAACAGAAGCUAAAGCGAAGCAGGCGAUGGCAGAAGAUUCAGAUAGCGACACAGAAGACAUGUAAAUCGAUUAUAGUCUCCGAUACAUAUUUUGUACUUGUAAGUUAUCUAAUUUAAGUACGUCAAAACAGUGCUAUGGAAAUUUUUCUGUCUGCGAAUGAGCCCAAUAAAAACUGCUGCCUGUUGUUUAAGAAAACGGAAAA